AUGCCUUCUGGCAGCCUUGUCCCCUGUCUCAUGCAGCUAGCUCGUUUGGUCUCAGAAGACCCCGUGCCCAACGUCCGUUUCUGCGCAGCCAAGGCGCUUAAUUUUAUCAGUCGCAAUGUGGACAACAAUUACAAGAUUAAGGUUGGAAAUUUGAAGUCAAUGCUUCUUAGAAGUAUGAGGUUAGCUGAUAGCAAACAUUUGACUAAUGAGUUGGAACAGCUGACAAAUAUAUUCCUGGAAAAUAAUUAUCCAUUGGGCCUUAUUGAGAAUAAUAUCUCUUUAUUGAGGAAUAUAUUUUCAGACGGAUACCAUUUAGUCACGGAUAGACAAACUGAGACGGCCAUUCAAAAGAAGGCGACUCAACCUGUCUACUUGGUGAUGGUUCUAACUUCACUCACACUCGUCCAACAUGUUAGAUUAAACUCAUCAACCGAACCAGAUGUGCCAGAUUACGCAGCCCCAGUCAUGCCUUUCCUUGGGGGAAUGGAACCCAGCUCAGAUGAUGUCCACCAUAUGAUGGACAAAAGCUCAGCCCGUUUUCACCCGAAACGAGGGAGGUCCCGUGGACUGCAUCAACCUGAAGGUCGUAUAAAAGCCAAACGGCUGCAGUACAACGGAAUUCAUCCGUCCUCAUCUGGUGAGACCGACGAACGAAUCUCUUCUUAA
Messenger RNA from Protopolystoma xenopodis, 666 nucleotides. The record is from the annotation of a GenBank genome assembly. NCBI's taxonomy places the organism in Eukaryota, Metazoa, Platyhelminthes, Monogenea, Polystomatidea, Polystomatidae.